AUGUCUCAAACUCGUGAAGAUUCUGUUUACUUAGCUAAAUUGGCUGAACAAGCCGAACGUUACGAAGAAAUGGUCGAAAACAUGAAGACCGUUGCUUCUUCAGGCCAAGAAUUGUCUGUCGAAGAACGUAACCUAUUAUCCGUUGCUUACAAGAAUGUCAUUGGUGCUCGUCGUGCUUCUUGGAGAAUAGUUUCUUCAAUCGAACAAAAAGAAGAAUCAAAAGAAAAAUCUGAACAUCAAGUUGAGUUAAUUCGUUCUUACCGUUCUAAGAUUGAAACUGAAUUAACUAAGAUUUCUGAUGACAUUCUGUCCGUAUUAGAUUCCCAUUUGAUUCCUUCUGCCACUACUGGCGAGUCUAAAGUGUUUUACUAUAAGAUGAAGGGUGACUAUCACCGUUAUUUGGCUGAAUUUUCUAGUGGCGAUGCUAGAGAGAAGGCAACGAAUGCCUCUUUGGAAGCAUACAAGACUGCUUCCGAGAUUGCCACUACCGAAUUGCCUCCAACUCAUCCAAUUCGUUUGGGUCUAGCCUUGAAUUUUUCUGUCUUCUAUUAUGAAAUUCAAAAUUCUCCCGAUAAGGCUUGCCAUUUGGCCAAGCAAGCAUUUGACGAUGCUAUUGCUGAACUAGAUACUUUAUCUGAAGAAUCAUACAAGGAUAGUACUCUAAUCAUGCAAUUAUUAAGAGACAACUUAACCUUAUGGACUUCUGACAUUUCUGAAUCUGGUCAAGAAGAUCAACAACAACAGCAACAGCAACAACAAGCUCCAGCAGAACAAACUCAAGGUGAACCAGCCAAAUAA
Saccharomyces mikatae IFO 1815 is the source of this 798-nucleotide messenger RNA. It is a transcript of the gene BMH2, whose product is annotated as 14-3-3 family protein BMH2. The transcript has a single exon. Gene Ontology annotation, cellular component: cytoplasm. Lineage: Eukaryota; Fungi; Ascomycota; Saccharomycetes; Saccharomycetales; Saccharomycetaceae. Bases 1 to 798 code for a protein of 265 amino acids. The record is from RefSeq and is a predicted model, not a curated record. Gene Ontology annotation, biological process: signal transduction.